Molecule: messenger RNA, 800 nt
Organism: Vigna umbellata (rice bean)
Lineage: Eukaryota; Viridiplantae; Streptophyta; Magnoliopsida; Fabales; Fabaceae
Gene: ROC2
Product: rotamase cyclophilin 2
Biological process (GO): protein peptidyl-prolyl isomerization; protein folding
Cellular component (GO): cytoplasm
Molecular function (GO): peptidyl-prolyl cis-trans isomerase activity; cyclosporin A binding
Source: RefSeq, a predicted model, not a curated record
GCUGUAAAUAAACCCUCUUUGCCUCACUUCUCUUCACUCUAUUCGAUCUUUCGACUCGGGGCUAGGGUUUUAGCCGCAGCUUCUUACAAGGAACUAAGAAAUUACAUCGCGGGCAGAGGAAGCGGUGAUCAAUAUGUCUAAAAACCCGAAAGUUUUCUUUGAUAUUCUAAUUGGAAAGAUGAAAGCUGGGCGAGUAGUGAUGGAGUUGUUUGCCGAUACAACCCCAAAAACAGCUGAAAACUUCAGGGCUCUCUGUACUGGGGAAAAGGGGAUUGGACAAUCUGGGAAACCUUUGCACUAUAAGGGGUCAACAUUUCAUCGUAUUAUACCAGAAUUUAUGUGUCAGGGAGGUGAUUUUACGAGAGGGAAUGGGACAGGAGGAGAGUCAAUCUACGGUUCCAAAUUUCAAGAUGAGAAUUUCAAGUUGAAGCACACUGCCCCUGGUAUUCUAUCUAUGGCUAAUGCUGGACCCCAUACAAACGGUUCUCAGUUCUUCAUAUGUACUACAAAGACCCCGUGGCUUGAUGGAAAGCAUGUCGUGUUUGGAAAAGUUGUUGAUGGAUACAGCGUGGUGAAGGAGAUGGAGAAGGUGGGUUCGGGAAGUGGCAAGACAUCGGAAACCGUAGUAAUAGAAGAUUGUGGCCAGAUAGAAGAGAAAUGAUUCAUAUGUUUCACCUUUCUCUUAACUAAUGUUCAGUUUUGCCCGGUCUCAUCAAUCCUAAAAUGUUGAACCUUUAAAACUUCUUAGUAAAAUUGUCUUUUUACUCCUAUAGGCAGGGUUGCCAUUGAUACUUUUGAAU